This is a messenger RNA of Microtus ochrogaster (prairie vole), 4015 nucleotides long. It is a transcript of the gene Scfd1, whose product is annotated as sec1 family domain containing 1. The transcript is spliced from 24 exons. Gene Ontology annotation, biological process: vesicle-mediated transport. The coding region runs from base 44 to 1948 and encodes 634 amino acids. The record is from RefSeq and is a predicted model, not a curated record. Lineage: Eukaryota; Metazoa; Chordata; Mammalia; Rodentia; Cricetidae.
GCGCCACGUCAUCUUCGGGCUCCCAGUGCCAGCCGGGCAGUGGAUGUUGGGAAGCAAGAUGGCGUCCACGGCCAGCAUUCGGGAGAGGCAAACAGUGGCUCUGAAGCGAAUGUUGAACUUCAAUGUGCCUCAUGUUAAAAACAGCACCGGAGAGCCAGUAUGGAAGGUACUCAUUUAUGACAGAUUUGGCCAAGACAUCAUCUCUCCUCUGCUGUCUGUGAAGGAGUUGAGAGACAUGGGGAUCACUCUGCAUCUCCUUUUGCACUCGGACCGGGACCCCAUUCCAGAUGUUCCUGCAGUGUAUUUUGUGAUGCCGACGGAAGAAAAUAUCGACAGGAUGUGCCAGGAUCUUCGAAAUCAGCUCUAUGAAUCCUAUUAUCUAAAUUUUAUUUCUGCAAUUUCAAGAAGUAAACUGGAAGACAUUGCAAAUGCAGCAUUGGCAGCGAGUGCAGUGACACAAGUCGCCAAGGUUUUUGACCAGUAUCUCAAUUUUAUUACUUUGGAAGAUGACAUGUUUGUGUUAUGUAAUCAAAAUAAGGAGCUUGUUUCGUAUCGUGCCAUUAAUAGGCCAGACAUCACAGACACAGAAAUGGAAACUGUUAUGGACACUAUUGUUGACAGCCUCUUCUGCUUCUUUGUUACAUUAGGUGCUGUUCCCAUUAUCCGAUGCUCAAGAGGAACUGCCGCAGAAAUGGUGGCAGUGAAACUAGAUAAGAAACUUCGGGAAAAUCUACGGGAUGCAAGAAACAGCCUUUUUACAGGUGACCCACUUGGGACUGGCCAGUUCAGCUUCCAGAGGCCCUUGUUAGUCCUUGUCGACAGAAACAUUGAUUUGGCGACGCCCUUGCACCACACGUGGACAUACCAAGCCCUGGUACAUGAUGUGCUGGACUUCCACUUAAACAGAGUAAAUUUGGAAGAAUCUGCAGGAAUGGAAAAUUCUCCAGCUGGUGCUAGACCAAAGAGGAAAAACAAGAAGUCUUACGAUUUAACUCCAGUUGAUAAAUUUUGGCAGAAACAUAAAGGAAGCCCCUUCCCAGAAGUUGCAGAAUCAGUCCAGCAAGAGCUAGAAUCGUACAGAGCCCAGGAGGAUGAGGUGAAACGGCUGAAGAGCAUUAUGGGUCUAGAAGGAGAGGACGAGGGAGCCAUCAGCAUGCUCUCUGAUAACACUGCCAAGCUCACGUCAGCUGUCAGUUCUUUGCCAGAACUCCUUGAAAAAAAAAGACUUAUUGAUCUCCAUACAAAUGUUGCCACUGCUGUUUUAGAACACAUAAAGGCAAGAAAACUGGAUGUAUAUUUUGAAUAUGAAGAAAAAAUAAUGAGCAAGACUACUCUGGAUAAAUCCCUCCUAGACGUCAUAUCUGACCCUGAUGCGGGAACUCCGGAAGACAAGAUGAGGCUGUUUCUUAUCUAUUAUAUAAGCACGCAGCAAGCACCUUCUGAGGCUGAUUUGGAGCAGUAUAAGAAGGCUUUAACAGAUGCAGGAUGCAACCUUAGCCCUUUACAGUAUAUCAAACAGUGGAAGGCUUUUGCCAAAAUGGCCUCAACUCCCGCCAGCUAUGGUAGCACUACCACUAAACCAAUGGGACUGUUAUCGCGAGUCAUGAACACAGGGUCACAGUUUGUGAUGGAAGGUGUGAAGAACCUGGUACUGAAGCAGCAGAAUCUACCCGUUACGCGAAUUUUAGACAAUCUCAUGGAGAUGAAAUCAAACCCUGAAACUGAUGAUUAUAGAUAUUUUGAUCCCAAAAUGCUGCGGAGCAAUGACAGCUCAGUUCCUAGGAACAAAAAUCCAUUCCAAGAGGCCAUUGUCUUUGUGGUAGGAGGAGGCAACUAUAUUGAAUAUCAGAAUCUUGUUGACUACAUAAAGGCAAAGCAAGGCAAGCAUAUUUUAUAUGGCUGCAGUGAGCUUUUCAAUGCGACCCAGUUCAUAAAGCAGGUAAAGUGAACCUCUCUAGUUUGCUCUCUGAGCCAGCACAAGUUGCUGUUGGCUCUCUCUCCUUUGAAAAUUAUAUCACUUCAACUGAAUUUAAAUCAGCAACUGAAUUUAAAUCAGCUUAAACAAAACCUCAUCUAGCUCUAAGUUUCACCAUGGAUAUAGAGACGGCUCCGGUAAGUAACAUUUUUAAAGGGUUAAUAAUCCCAACUCUUUUGAAAAGGUAAUUAUUUAAAAUUAAAAUACCCAAGUAGGCUAGGUUGCAUUCAGCAUUUCUAAUAUUCUGUUCAUAUGUCUGCUGCCGGGCAUAUCAUAGUUGGGUCUCAGAACUCUUCAGCAGGAUGUGCUCAGCUAUGUGUCCACUUGGAAAGUUAACGGCAGCUGUAGCUGUGUCCAUUUUCCUAUCAUUCUUCAAGUAUCGUUCCCACUAAUGUUCUCAGCAAUUAUAUUGAUCUUAGAUUUUUUUAAAUUGGUAUGCACAUGGCCUGAUCAGAAAUGUCUAAAUGUCAGCAUCUGGAGUACAGGUAAAGGAGAUACAGCUUCUCACUGUUGCUCUCAGCCUCUUGGAGUUCCCUAUGAUUCUAGGGACAAAUUCAGGCCAAACUAGGAUCCACAGCUUUGAUGAUGAGGAACUUGAGGACUAACGAGUUUGUGAAGCAAGACUGGGAUUCCGUGGCAGAUGUUUUACAGCAGGGAAGCAUGGGGUUAGACAAAGAGAGGUGUUCAGAGCAGAGUGGUGCACCCUGGGAAUGUGGGUGUGGCCUAGCAGAGUGAGUCUCGGGAAGUAACAAAAUACUUGAUUCUGAGAAUUCCAUGCAUGUAUGUAUGCACUUUGAUCAUAUCCAACAGCAUCCUUGCGCUUGUCAUUUUCACAUUUUUACCUUGGAAAUUUUUCAAACAUGCAGAAAGUUGAAGAGAAUUUGCAGUUUAGGUAACCAAGGAAACUCAGUCUGGUUUUCUUUUCAGUGACUCAGCUGUUGUCAUGCUACUUCUCUGGUUUCAUUGGUCUUUAGAAUGUUUGCUUUAAUUGCUUUAUUGUGUUCUAUUCCUAGCCUUCUUGAACUGUAAAUAUAAGUUCAGUUCUAAUUUAAACUCAGUAUUUAAACUGUAAGGUUUAAGUGCCUGGCCUGUGUCAGCUUCAUUCAACACAUUUGCCUGCUCUGUGCUUUUUAGUUUGAAAUAUUUUGUAAUUUAUGUUGUGAUUUAUUCUGUAGCCCAAAGUUUGUGGUUCUGUUGUUUAUCAGUUCCCUUACCGUCACAGAACAUUCCCCCGUUUUAAAUAAGGUGUAGUUCCUUUUGUGGUCCAGCCUCUGGUCUGGUCAGGGUAGCGCUGCUCAGAUUCUGUGUUUGUUUCCCCUUCAAUGGGGGUGUCCUCUAUCGUGCGAUGAGAGACGUUCAGGUUGCUAACCAGGAGCCUGAUGUGGUGACUCAUUCCUCUGCACCAGUCCCUCAGAGCAGGAGGAGGCAACUUCUAGAUGACUUCGAGCUGUUGAUCUUGUCUCAAAAAAAGAAAAGCUAAUUAGAAUUAUUGAAUUCUCUUUCUCCUCUUAGCUCUAUCUAUUACUCUAGGGUCUUAUGUAGCCCAGGCUAGCCUUGAACUCACUUUUCCUCUCCCCUCUGCUUUUGGUACUUGUUUACGACUCUGGUCCCAGAAUUACAACAGUGCUAGAAAAUUCCUGUUGCCUAGUGAUGCUGGUGUAAGCAGAGCUACUGUUCGCUAGUCCCAGGGAAGCGUAGCACACACAGUUUGUAUGAUAGUUGAUAAUGGUAGCCAGUGCUCAAGUGCAGCUCAAGCAGAGAGUGUUUCAGAAGUCUUCAGCUAGCUCCUGAGCCUUCAAUGCUGGCCCCUGGAGUUCUUCUGUGCUCCAUUCAUGGUGAACGCCCAAUAAAAUGGACCACAUUUAAUCUUGUUUGUGUGGAUGCAGGCAUACAGCUGUAAUUUAAUGGAAAGGUUACGUGGGUGUUUGUGUCCCUGUGAGGCCAGAGGCCAGCAUCAGUGUCUUCCUCAUUAACUCUCUACCUUGUGCUUUUUUUUCCAUGUGUUUUGAACUUUUUUUUAUUUAAAGAUUUCCGUCUCUU